Aspergillus affinis is the source of this 588-nucleotide messenger RNA. Its product is annotated as 40S ribosomal eS27 domain-containing protein. The record is from RefSeq and is a predicted model, not a curated record. The transcript is spliced from 4 exons. Gene Ontology annotation, cellular component: cytosolic small ribosomal subunit; ribosome. NCBI's taxonomy places the organism in Eukaryota, Fungi, Ascomycota, Eurotiomycetes, Eurotiales, Aspergillaceae. Gene Ontology annotation, biological process: ribosomal small subunit assembly; translation. Gene Ontology annotation, molecular function: structural constituent of ribosome; RNA binding. Bases 1 to 588 code for a protein of 195 amino acids.
AUGGAACCUUUGGAAGUCUGGAGGGCCUUCGGGAAGCAUGUCAUCAAAUAUGCAAUGCUGAUUGGCCCAGACGGGUGGGGCGUGCCAAGACUACCCGGAAGGGCAGCGUUAGCGAGGGUUGCAACCCUAUUCUCCCCAAACGGGACGGUGGGUGAGGCCCGGCGAGAGAAUUCCCUUCAGACCUUUGCCAUUUCCACGAGAGUACCUUUUCGCUUUUCACCCUUCAAGCAGGCCAUCUCCAUCAGCGCCAUUCUUCAACCUAUCUCGCUGAUCGACUUUUUGUCUCGUCAAGAUGAUAAGGGUCAUGUUGCCCUGAUCUCGUGCUCGACCUCGUCGGCGCCCGUUCUCGCGGUCGACCUUCUCAACCCUGCUCCUCAGGCUGAGGCCCGUAAGCACAAGCUUAAGACCCUUGUGCCUGCUCCUCGCUCGUUCUUCAUGGACGUCAAGUGCCCCGGCUGCUUCACCAUCACCACCGUCUUCUCCCACGCCCAGACCGUCGUCGUCUGCGCCGGCUGCUCGACCGUCCUCUGCCAGCCCACCGGUGGUAAGGCCAGACUUACCGAGGGAUGCUCUUUCCGGAGAAAGUAG